This is a messenger RNA of Pygocentrus nattereri (red-bellied piranha), 7849 nucleotides long. It is a transcript of the gene atp13a3, whose product is annotated as ATPase 13A3. The transcript is spliced from 34 exons. Gene Ontology annotation, cellular component: late endosome membrane. Gene Ontology annotation, molecular function: ATP hydrolysis activity; ATP binding; ATPase-coupled monoatomic cation transmembrane transporter activity. Bases 453 to 4217 code for a protein of 1254 amino acids. The record is from RefSeq and is a predicted model, not a curated record. Gene Ontology annotation, biological process: polyamine transmembrane transport; intracellular calcium ion homeostasis. Lineage: Eukaryota; Metazoa; Chordata; Actinopteri; Characiformes; Serrasalmidae.
UGUCCAUAACUACAUAACGAGUCGAGCCAUUCUUGUUGAUAUCAAAACGGGACUCCCACUCGCUCUUCACGCGCUUCUCCAAUGAUCUCAUUUCCCGUACCUCACUUCCUCCACAAGCGUUGGUCAGCCAGUUCGAGGCGGUCGAAGCCGCAGGGCGCGCGCUUCGUCAUCACGGCGUUACCGGGCAACUUCAGCACGGACAGCGCGGAUAGCACGGACACUUCUGACGCUGCUGCUUCACUCCGGCGACCACGCUCUCCUUCACGACCACAGCGAGCGGCUCCACCAUGACUUUAAGGUGAUCUUCGGUCCGGGUGGUUCUGGGGGUCCAGGUUUGUAUCGUGAGAGUGUGUGAGCUCUUCCAGAGGAAGGGGCUGCCUCGGGCCCUAGUGCCCAAGGAUCUAAGGUAAGCAGCAGUGCCCAGCAGAGAGGAGGUGGAACAGUAGUGCAGGAUGGAGAAGGAGGAACUGAAGAUGCUUAAUAAGGGGCAGGAGGAUGAGAUGGAGCUGAGUGGGUAUCGGCCAUGCCGCUGGAAGCUGGCUCUGGUAGGAGUGGGGGUAUUGUGCACGGGAGGCUUUCUGCUUCUGCUGCUCUACUGGAUGCCCGAGUGGUGUGUGAAGGCCACCUGCAUACGCACCACUGUCAGAGACGCCCAGGUGGUGCUGCUCCGGAGUACUGAUGAGUUCAAACGGUGGUUCCGGGCUAAGGUGCGUGUGAUGCUGGCCCCGGGGAGGAACCCUUACAUCAGCUUGGACUCUCAGACCACCACACCCAUGGCCAAUGGCCACACACCCCACCCUUCCAACACCUCAGCUGAUGGGUUCAUGAGGAAAUACGCCGAGUACCAGCCUGUACAGAUCCGGUAUUUUACACUUCAUAGCACAAAGUACUACUGGAAUGACGCUAUCCAGAACUUUGAGGUGUUAACGGGUCUGGAGGAUCUAGGGGUGAGGUGUUCCACCAUCCAUUUGGAGCACAGUGCCGGCCUUAGCCAAAACCAGCAGGAGUACAGGAGAUUAUUUUUUGGAGUGAAUGAAAUUGCUGUGAAAGUGCCUUCCCUUUUCAAGCUGCUAAUCAAAGAGGUCCUCAACCCCUUUUACAUCUUCCAGCUCUUCAGUGUUAUCCUAUGGAGUGCCGACGAAUACUACUACUACGCUAUGGCUAUUGUGUUAAUGUCGGUCAUAUCGAUAGCUACCUCGCUCUACACCAUCAAAAAGCAAUACGUCAUGUUGCACGACAUGGUGGCUGCCCACAGUAUUGUUCGUGUAUCAGUCUGCAGGGCCAGUAACGAUAUUGAAGAAGCAAUGUCCACAGACCUGGUGCCUGGUGACGUCAUGGUCAUUCCCAGCAACGGGACCAUCAUGCCCUGUGAUGCAGUGCUGAUUAGUGGAACCUGCAUCGUCAAUGAGAGCAUGCUUACAGGUGAGAGCGUGCCCGUCACUAAGACUAAUCUACCCAACCCCUCACCUGCUGAGAAGGGGACAGAGGAUGACCAAGUAUACAACAUAGAUGAACAUAAGAGACACACUCUGUUCUGUGGCACCAAUGUCAUACAGACCCGCUUCUACUCCGGAGAACUGGUCAAAGCUGUGGUUGUCAGGACCGGGUUCAGUACUGCCAAAGGCCAGCUAGUUCGUUCCAUCCUGUACCCUAAGCCCACAGACUUUAAGCUGUACAGAGAUGCCUAUCUGUUUCUGCUGUGUCUCGUGGGAGUGGCUGGCAUUGGCUUUGUCUACUCAAUCGCCCUGAGCAUUAUGAACCAGGUUCCAGCUAAGACCAUCAUCAUCGAGUCUCUGGAUAUCAUCACCAUCACAGUGCCACCCGCACUGCCUGCGGCCAUGACAGCUGGCAUUGUGUAUGCACAGCGACGCCUCAAGAGACUCGGCAUCUUUUGCAUUAGCCCACAGCGGAUCAACAUCUGUGGUCAGCUCAACCUGAUCUGCUUUGACAAGACGGGCACACUCACUGAGGACGGUCUGGAUCUGUGGGGCGUGCAAAGAGUAGAGAAUGGAAGUUUCCAUCACACAGAGGAGAAUGCUUACAAAGAGAGUCUGGUGAAGUCUCACUUUGUGGCCUGUAUGGCCACAUGUCACUCUCUCACCAAGAUUGAGAGUCAGCUCUCUGGAGACCCUCUGGACCUGAAGAUGUUUGAAGCGACUGGCUGGAUCCUAGAGGAGGCCACAGAAGAGGAGACUUCCCUCCAUAACCGCAUCAUGCCAACUGUAGUGCGCCCACCCAAGCAGCUUCUUCCAGAACCAGUGAUGUCACCAGAGCAGGACAUGGAACUGUAUGAACUCUCGGCAUCCUAUGAGAUUGGAAUUGUACGGCAGUUCCCUUUCUCCUCUGCCUUGCAAAGGAUGAGUGUGGUGGCCCGGCUGCUUGGAGAAAAGCGGAUGGAUGCCUACCUCAAGGGGGCACCAGAAGUGGUGGCAAGUCUGUGCAAAAAAGAGACUGUGCCACAGGACUUUGCAGAGGUACUAGAGGACUAUACAAAGCAAGGUUUCCGUGUCAUUGCCCUGGCGCACAGACGCCUGGAGUCCAAACUCACCUGGCAUAAAGUACAAAACAUUAACAGGGAUCAUAUAGAGACCAACAUGGAGUUCCUUGGCCUGAUCAUUAUGCAGAACAAGCUGAAGGCUGAGACUCCGGGAGUGCUGGAGGACCUCAAAAGAGCCAACAUCCGCACAGUCAUGGUUACAGGUGACAAUAUGCUGACAGCCAUCUCGGUGGCACGGGACUGUGGCAUGAUCCCACCACAGGAUCGAGUCAUUAUUGCAGACGCCCUGCCCCCUAAAGACGGCCAAGCGGCCAGGAUCAAUUGGCGCUACGCUGAUAACCCCAGCAAGCACGCCAGCAAGGCUGCUACACUAGAGGAGGUGGAGAUCAGUGUGGAGGACAGUCCUGAAGAACGGAAGCCAAUGGAACAAUACCACUUUGCCAUGAGCGGCAAGUCAUUUGCGGUCAUUACUGAGCACUUCCAGGACCUGCUUCAGAAGCUGGUUUUGCAUGGAACAGUUUUUGCAAGAAUGGCUCCAGACCAAAAGACCCAGCUAGUGGAGACACUACAGAGUGUUGAUUACUUUGUUGGAAUGUGUGGAGAUGGUGCUAACGACUGUGGUGCACUGAAGAGAGCUCAUGGUGGCAUCUCUCUCUCUGAGCUGGAGGCCUCAGUGGCCUCUCCCUUCACCUCCAGAACUCCCAACAUCUCCUGUGUGCCCAACCUAAUCAGGGAAGGCCGAGCUGCUCUCAUCACAUCCUUCUGUGUGUUCAAGUUUAUGGCCCUGUACAGCAUCAUCCAGUACAUCAGUGUCACCUUGCUUUACUAUAUCCUCAGCAACCUUGGAGACUUCCAAUUCCUCUUUAUUGACAUUGCCAUCAUCCUACUUAUUGUAUUUACCAUGAGUUUAAAUUCUGCAUGGAAUGAACUGGUGUCUCGACGGCCUCCUUCUGGUCUGAUCUCUGGGCCCCUGCUCUUCUCAGUGAUGACUCAGAUCCUCAUCUGCCUGGCCUUCCAAACCUUCGCCUUUCUCUUGGUCCGUCAAAAAAGCUGGUAUGAGCCCUGGACCCCUGUGUCAGAUGCCUGCAGUACCUCCUCCCAUACCAACCUCUCAGAGAACUUCACAGAGAUUGAUGAACACAACAUUAAGAACUAUGAGAAUACUACCCUGUUCUACGUGUCCUCCUUUCAGUACCUCAUCGUUGCCAUUGUUUUCUCCAAAGGCAAACCCUUCCGGCAGCCCAGCUACAAAAAUUGGCCCUUUAUGUUGUCUGUGCUCAGCCUCUACGUGUUCCUGUUCUCCAUUAUGCUUUUCCCUGUCCCUGCUAUCGAUUAUGCUUUAGAGAUUGUGUGUGUUCCUUUCGAGUGGCGUCUCACUAUAGUAAUAAUAGUGGUGGUCAACGCUGCUGUAUCUGUCCUUGCAGAGACCUUCGUCCUUGACAUCGUCUUAUGGAAGCUUGUGUUCAGCCGAGACAAGCAGGGCAGCUAUGGCGUCCUACCAGCCCCCCCGCCACCACAGGGAGGACUAGACUACUGUGGAUCCAAGCACUUCUCCUGGCUGUGCUGCUGGCAGAGGAGGGUGCCCAAAGCACGUUACAUGCAUCUGGCCCAAGAGCUCAGUGUGGACCCAGACUGGCCACCCAAACCCAAAACCACCACAGAAGCCAAAUCUCCCUCUCUGCCAGAAAAUGGCUCAUACCAAAUCAUGUCUGCUUCCUAGCCCCCGCCUCGCUUCAACAUUUCACACUUUCACAUUACACUGGGAACACCACUGGUGGGGGAUGCUUUUGGAUUCUUCUAAAAAGACAUUUUGAUGAGAUGUCCCACAUUAGUUAUGCAGGAGGGCAGGCUUCAGAAGUUAGGAAACAAACAUCAUUUUUCUGUUUACCCAGAGGAAUAACUGCAGUGUUGUGAGAGAGCAUUCACACGGUCAGCGUGUGCUGUUUUUCCCCUUUUUGUGCUGCUUCAGUUCCCUUCCUCCUGCCCCAUAGUUUAGGUGGGUGGGCACCGUGGACUGGAACUGUGGAUGCAUCGCCCCAGGGGGUGUGGUCUACAUACAUGAGACCAGCAUCAAUCAGCAUCAGCCAUGGACUUAACACUCAAUAAUAAUUACCUUCAUUUUCACAAGAUAUGGUUCAUACUGUUGUCACAGAGCUAAUUAUUGGAACUAAUUUGGUGGUGGAGCUGGAUCCUCCAGUCCAAACUUGAUGCCUCGUGCUGUUAGCCACUUGUUUAAUGUUGAAUGGGCUGUGUGGUAGGGGCUGCAUGCUAAACCCUUGGAAACAUCGUCAGCAUGUAACAACUUCAGCAUACAGUAUUGCAGCCAUUUUUUUUAAAUAUCUGUAAACAUGCAAGAUCCUUUCCUUUUGUAUUUCUUCCCAUGGAAGAAUAGAGUGAUUUUUAUUUUAGUGAAAGGCCAUGUGUACUCUCUUAAAAGGGCAUAGUUGAUACCUUUGGGCAUGGCCAGUUGGUAGACUUUUUAGCAGCGCUAGCUUGAGUGCCAGUCAGGAGACAACUCGUACGAACAUGGCCGGUUCUCACUCAGUGAUUAAAUGCUCAUUUGAAAACUAUACAUUCACAUAUGGCAGUCUGAAUCAGCACAGUGGCCAGCCAAUGAGAUGGCCAGCAGACACUCAAUAUUUGUAGUCCCCAGGAAGCAUUUUGGGGGCCAGUUAAGACAAAACUGAAAGGUUGUUGACUUUAGCAUUUCCAUUUUGCAAAAAUCCUGAGGCUCUAGAACUGUUGCAGUAACCUUUAACAUAGUUUCUGCUCCAACCACUAUAAAUUCCUUAUUUGCUUCUGAAAUCCAGAGAAAUGGGACUUUAAACAGGAGAAUUUUGAUUCUGCAAUCCACAUGUUUGCAGCAGUAGCCGUAAAAACUAGAAAGAUUGUACAACUAGAUAUUUGUCUUUCCUCCAUAAAAAGCAGAGCUGUUAGCAACAUGGAAGGCGAAAUCAGUUGUACUCCAGCAAUAUAGAUAAUACACAUAUAUUUGAAUUUAUAUAUGAAAUUUAUCAAUGGAGCAGCAAAUACAGCCAAAAUCAAGGCUACCUCUUGCCUGACUCCACGUUCCGCCAUACAUACAUUUGCAACAUUGUUACAUACUCUGUGUAUUUCAAUCCUGCCUUCAACAUGCAGUAUUGUUGAGUGCUCAAACUCCUUAUAUGUUUAUUUUUCAUUGUAGUGACAUAUCAAGUAAGAAUUUCAAAUGUUAUGUUGACAUAUGACAUUAUGUAUGACAUAAUUUAUGGACUCCAAAGUCUUUUUUUUGUUUAUUUGUUUGUUUGUUUUUUAAAACAGGUCUGUAUUUCCAGAAUAAUUCAAAAUGAUGCAAGUGCUGCUUUUAACAUUGUUCUUCACAAGCAUUUGAAAGCAUCUUUGUAUUGAAUGCAGUAUCAGUAAAGUUAGCGUACUAGGUUUUUCAGUAUGACCGAUGCUAAGCAGUUUGUAUUUUGUGAAAGCAAAAGCCAACUAAAAUAUGUUUAUAUACCUGAACCUAUAUACCUAACACAAUGGUGAGCGUUACAUUAAGACUGAGUGGUGGUUGGACUGUAAUGCAAGUCAUGUCAGUUAACAUUUCUACUGGACGGUUGUUGGUUUGUUCUUUUUUCUUUUGACUGUGUUCUUAGUGAUGCAUUCUUGGUGUGCCGAACCUUCUUCAGAAACCUGUGAGCUUUUUUUCUCUUUACUUGAUCCACAAAAUCAAAUCGUACGUUUUCACGUACAUAUGAAUUGGACAAUGACGCAGCCAGGCAUUUCUUGAAAGAAACGUCUGAAAUAUUCGACAGCUUCCCAUGAAGCUUUGGUGCUGUGUCUUGUGUAUUGUGCUAUUGAAAGAGAAAACUGACAGAUGAAAUGAAAUAUCUGGAACAAAAGUAGGUUGUAUAUGUGCUGCGAGGAAAGCAGUCAAAACUAGAUCAGCCAGCAUAACUUCUCUGAAAGUGAUUAUUUUAUUGUUGACUCGUAGGCUUUUGCUGCCUAGAUAUCUGUCUGAAAAAUGUACGUCUAUUUAUGCUUGCUCGAACUUGGCUUCACAAUCGGCUGUCGAUAUUUUGUGUUUUGAGGCCUUGAUUAUUUUUUGGUUUUAUCUAAAUAAGGGCUGUAGCUUUAGAAGUGUUUUGUUUUCUUUUCUUUUCUUUUCUUUUCUUUGUUAUCCUUUUGGUACUGUUUUGUAUUAUAAGUGAUCAUGUUCUGCUGUCUGUAUAUGUUUGUGAUGUCUGCGUAAUUGUCGCUGAUUGUUCCAUAGCUGAGUGUCCAUGUCACUAGCGCAAAUGGGCAUUUGUGUGGAAGAAUUGAUUAAAUUUAUUACUGUAAUUAUUUUAGAUGAUAUGGACGAAUCCUCUAUAGUAUCAGUGCGUUCAAAACCGUACACAAUCUUUAUCACAAUGUCUUUUUAUCAUGUAAAGCCCCAAGGAACCUAAAGAAAGAACAGAUGCAAAAGGGAUGCAAAGUUUAAGAUCAUCAUAUACUGGAUCUGGCACACAUACAUGACAAUCCCUUGAGUGCUUUGUCCCUGUCACACAUCAACUCGCAUGUAAGCAGUGCUUUUAGGAUUGGGGAGAGCAUUCGCUUGUUUUUACUCUAAUUGUUGUCAAACUUUUUUUUUUUUUUUUUUUUUUUUAAUUUAAAUCCGUUACUUUUGGAGGCUAUUUUUUGUGUGGACAUUCUUUCCUUCACUGCUACGAGGCGGUGAUUUCCCUAAACGCCUGCACCUUAAAGUGCUAAUCCAGUAUCUUGCAUACCUGCAACAUAGAUACUUAGGAGUCCUUCUGAACUUUGUUGUAGUGGGUUGUAAGUUGAGAUACUUAGCUCUCUGAAAAAGGUACAGAAAAUCAGCUAAGGGUGAAUAGCAUGCUUUCUUGGACAAUAAGGUUGUUUGUUUUCUGUCCUGCACUAGGCAGAAUGUGAGAUGAUGUUAUUAAGAGUAACAAGCAUAGACGUCCAUAGAAAUGCCAUGACAAUGUAAAUUUCUUUUGUCCAGCUUUGUCCUCGCACUUCCCCUGCAGGCGGUCAUGAACAUAUGCUUGUCCAGUUCUGUGCACAUCUGCAUAGAUCUGUGUUCAGUGUAAUUUUUGACUCCUGUUAUCUUUUGUUUCCCCAGAAUUUUUUUUUUGUACUGUACAUGUACGCCUGUACAUUUGGAUGUGCUUACAAGAAAAGUUUGGAUGAAUUAUUCAUUUUUUAUUUAAAUUUUUUUUAAAGAGAUCAAAUGGUUUAAUUUCCUCAGGGAAAUACAUUCAUAUUUGAUAUAAGAAAUAAUUGAUGCUGAUUAAAUAACCAGGAAAAAUUCUUGUGGGUCAGUAUCUCGGGCAUCAUCUAUAUCUAACGAAUAUUGGAUUUCUGAUCCAUAAA